CACGAUUGCGUAUCUUUUAACCUGGGGAUAAGUGAGACUGGUGAUCUUUAUAUUUGCGAGUUAAACAAUUCUACGGAUCAAGCAUUUUUACAAAGAAGGGAAAAGUACACAUAUCAUGAUACCCAGGUUAGUGUUAAAAACUUUCAGCUGUCGCAUAUGUAGUACAUUGAUUUUUCUUCCUAUUUCUCACCCGAUGCAGUAACUUACCAGAAACAAAAAUUUUCAAACUCAGAGCAAAAGACGUUUGAAAAAAUUCGAAUAUUUUGUUCUAAUCCCUCAACUUCAUCAGAGAUGUUACAGAAAAGUUGUUAUGAAUGAAUCCCCAAGAGAUGAUGUAAAUGGACGAUAGGUCCAGUCUCCCUCGUCCCUAAUAAGAGAGGGUUUUCUUUGUUUGAUGGUUUUAUGGCAAUGGCCUCUUAGCACGGCGCUUGAUGCAAUUGAUUGGGUGAUUUUUGUCAUUUUAAACUUCAGUAUUGUAUGGGUUGAUGCAGAAACUCUUAUGAGUUUCUGGUUGAUGUUAUGACCCCGUUGCCCGUCAGCGCUCGACAAUUGAUUAGUUUUUCUUUGCCCCGAGUACGAAGGGAUCUGGUGAUCUCACCAAUGUAUUUGUCAGGGCAUUGUUCGCUUUUAUUAACUACUUCAACUCCUUUUUAUUAUUUGUGCCUACUUUUAUUAUUGCUCUCUUACGUUAUUCACCAUAUAAGCUCGAAAAGAACGCACAAAGGUUUUCACAGUGUUCUAUAGUUAAAUUGUUUAUUGCACUGUUCUGCUUAUCGAAGGAGGAUGAAGCGAACGACGAAACUACAUACGCACCCAGGGGGGGGGUACUCGCGAUUUCAAGUGACGGGGAUGAUCGAAUGGAGCCAAAAGUCAAGACCCAAAAAAAUCCCUAGCGCUUCCAGCAAAACCCAAAAAAAUCCCUGGACCAAAAAUUAACCCCCAAAAAAUCCCAUGCCAAUUUUGUGGUCCUUAAAAGUUCCAGAAAGAGGUAAUGCUAUAACUACGCAGCCGGGGCACUACAUAUUCUUUUUAAUACCCCCAAAAAAUCCCUACUCAAAUCCAGCCACCCAAAAAAAUACUUGCCAAAUUUUCGUACCCAAAAAAAUCCCGGAAUCGAAAAUUUCAAACCCAAAAAUAUCCUUCGAUCAUCCCCGUCAAUUGAAAUCCUGGGUACCCCCCCUGGGCAUACGCAGUAUUACAACAUCGAUAUUUUCUGCAAAUCUAUGUAUUUUUCCUCUCAUUAUCCUUUUUUACAUGGAAGAUUGGGCUUUUUGUCAGGGCCCCAAGCUAGAACGGGCCUUAUUCAAAUUCAAGACGCUUAUUAAUUGCCGUUUUGUUAUUUGUUCAGGAUACCACGUGAUCUGUAGUAAAGAUGCUUCUCAUUUGCCAUCGCCCCUUCCUUUAACACUAACAGAAAAGAAUAAUAGGGUUUAAAUGCCCCAGUGCAGUUGGUCUGACAAAAUAUUUCAGUUUAAUCUCAGAUUCUCGUGCCAAAAAUUUGUCCCGUCAGAGCUCCCAGAUAAGUGAUGUCUUGUAGAGCUCUUCAUCCAAGCCAUUUGGGGGAGUCGCGAGAAAUCACGCGAGAGAAGCCCGCGGAACGAGACGCGAGUACGUUCUCUCGCGGCUCGCUUCUCUCCCAUAAAUGGAGGGUUUGCUAGCAGGGUAGAUGGGACCAUGUCAGGAUCCUCCCUGUCCUUGUUCAGUGCACUGACCUUGUAUUCAAUACUUUGCUUGACUUUAGAACAGCUGUAGCUCACGCCCCUGUUUAAAUAAUAGCAAGUGUCAGCAUGGAUUCACUGGCAAAACAUUUCGAUGUUUAUGUCCAGCUGGUUUUGAGGGAGAGCUUUGCGAAAAAGGUUAGCAUAAAUUUGUUUUAUUAUUUCAAAGAUUUCUAGGAAAAAACCCUGCAAAAUCAUAACAAGAAAAUGUACUAACUGACAUAGAUACAAGGGUCUCUCCGUUUUGGGGAUAUUAGUAUACCACCCAACCAGUAUCUGAAGUGUUAUGUGUUACGACGUGGGUUUCCUAUCAUCAUAACGUCUUAUAAUUCGUAUGGGUAAUAGCUUGAGUGCGAAUUCGAAAAGCGUUUGUAUUACAGUAAAACUACUGUUUUUUUGGAAGAUGGACAUACUUGACUACAACGUAUUUUCCAUCAGCAUUUCCAAAAAAAUAAUAAUAAUAUUUCCGUACCCGUUUAUAUACCAUUUUUGACGGAAUAGGUACCGUUAAAUAAUAAUACCCCUUUAACAUAGUUCCUUAAUAAGAAUAAAUCGCUUAAAAAGGAAGUCUUGUUGUCAUUUUCGUUAUAUGUUUUUAAAAUACUGAAUCGUCCUUCAAGCUCUACGCUUCCUGGUUAUCUCAUUUCAUAAUUGAGCGCGGAAGAUAAAUCUUUAUCAACGGGACCUGUUCAUUUACACAAACGAGGACAAACCACAUCAUGUUGGAAACAAUUUAAUUUGACGUUUUGCUCAAAUGAACUGAAGAUACAAAAACAAUAGAAGGUAUACAGCAGCGAACCAUUCGGCUUUCAAACAGGCGUUUGCAUUGGCUUUUCACUAUUUUACUAACUGAUGUACCUAAAAGGUAAAAGGGUGCUGCUGCUGUUAGUUCAGACAAUUAUAUUGAACACCUUGCAUCAAAUGUAACAUAAACAGAGUUACAAUUAGCCUCCCUGCAGACGUCCUUUGGUGUUCGUUUGUCACGCAUUCAUUUCUCCCCCACGGGUGACAAACGAACCCCAAAGGACGUCUGCGGGGAGGCUAAGCAACAAUAUGAUAUGAGAAGUUUAAAAAAUGAAAUGAAAAGCAAACGCCCUAGUCUGAACUACUAAAUAGAAAAGGUUUAUCGUCACUUGUGAAUCAACACCUCGCAAAAAUAGUCUGUAUAGUCUUCAAUGUCAUUAACAACACAUGCACCAAAGAGCAUUAAAGAUCUGAUCGAACCCAGAAACAAUAAAUACGAUCUUAAGUCAAAUGACAUUUUAAAGGGGACAAUGGCCAACACUUCACGUGACUUGACUUAGGUUCCUCUUGGAUAUAUGUUUUCAUAACGGUACAUGUUAUAUCUACGCCUUCUUUUUAGAUAUAGACGAGUGCACCGCUGGAACCCAUAACUGUUCAGAAAAUGCCUGGUGCAGCAACACCGCAGGUUUAUUCAAUUGCACUUGUUGUGGCGGCUUUGUUGGAGAUGGAAUGAACUGCACAGGUAGUAAGGAGAAGAUUUACUUGAAUUUUAACGCUCUCCCUGACCUUAACUGACACCUUAAUAUUAAUCUUUGGACUGUGGGUAUUUUCCAGAAAUAUACCGGGCUGAAUACUCCAAGGACUGCGGUAUGAGAUAUUUUGUACAAACGUUUUCCUGAUUCAAGGAAUUCGUGAAUUGUCUCAGCAGUUGGGAAUUUCGAGUAUUGGUUUUAGUAAAGCUACACGCAUACGGAUAGAACAACUCCCAGCUUUGUUUGGAGUUGUUGCGUUCGUGUUGGCAGUGGUAUGCAAACGGAUGCAACAAUUCCCAACAAUGUUGGGAGCUACAGUGCAUCGUGGGAGGGAUAAAAGCCAUAAGACUUUAGAGAGCAUGUGUAAUGCACGUACGUGGCACCAACAAUGUUGGGAGAGCUGUGCAAACGGAUCCAACAUUAUUGCGCGAUCACGGAACACAAGAAAUGUCGGGAGUUGUUGGCUCAAAAAGUUUGACAAGGUUCAAAUUUUGCGUAACAACUCCCAAUAACAAACAACAACAUGCAACAGGCCGGUUUGCAAACGGACGGAACAACAAUGUUGGGCGUUGUUGGCUAACAAUGUUACGUCGGUUUGCACGGGGCCUUUAAGUAAAAUACCGGGUACUUGGUUAACGUACUAGGUUACACGUUCUAAAACAUACUUGUACAAAUAGAGACUUUCGAUGAUGAUCAACUAGUCUACGAAUCAUGAGCCGUCUUCUCAAACACGACUGGGCAGGUUACGCUACCUGAAAACGUUUGGAAGGCAAAAUUUGACCCCAGCUGAGAGGGUUAACCGGUCUGGCAGACCACCUGUCGUGUAAACCUGAUCAUAUUAAAAUGAGAGACGGAUUUUAUCGACCGGCAGGUAUUAAUCCACCUAAGCGGGUUAUCUUACCUACCCAGGGUCCCCCUCGUCCAUGUAAACAGGCCCUAACCCGAACCUCAAGCUGUAAUCGUUUUACUUAUUUUCAGCAUACUGCGGUAUUCUGUUUGAUUUCGAAAACAGAUUGUCAUGCUGGACAUUGACUGGCAAUGCAUUCAACAAUCAGCCAACAUACGGCGAUAAUUCAUUAGAGAGAGGCAGAGGACCUGCCAACCACAAAGGGAAUUGGUGGAUUGGCGGCUUCGAGAAUCGGCCCAGUCCCUCUGAUCAGGCUGGUGCAAUCAAAAGCGAUGUUCCCCAAGGCACGAUGACGUCUCACUGUUUUUGGAUUAAUGGAAAUUCUCUUCGGUUCCUUAUUGGAGGAAUUUGUUUCGUAAACGAGAUUCGUGCUGAGCUUAUUGUUGACGGAAAUGUGGUUUUUCGGGAAACUGGGGAUUGUAGUGAAUCGAUGACAGAGAAAAGCUGGAAUGUAUCUGGUUUUGUUGGUAGAAUGGCUCAGUUGCGUUUGGUUGACCAUUCCUCAGGCCACUGGGGUCACAUUAAUUUUGAUCAUUUAAUUUGCCAGUGA
Messenger RNA from Porites evermanni, 4671 nucleotides. The record is from the annotation of a GenBank genome assembly. NCBI's taxonomy places the organism in Eukaryota, Metazoa, Cnidaria, Anthozoa, Scleractinia, Poritidae.